CGCUUCUCUCUUUCUCGUCCACGAACUCAAGUAUCGCUCCUCUUUUAUAGCUAAAGAAGAAUUAUUCACUAUUUUCUUCCAUACAAUCUCUCCAUUUUUAGGAUUCUUCUAUUCAUCCAUUAGUCUCUGUUGAAUCAGAACCUCAACACAAAGGUCUGAAUUUUGAAAGCUAAUCAAAACAAUACAAUUGACCUGAAUAUCAAGAUGAUGGAAAUAGCUUAUCAGCCUCGGAUUGAUUCCGAGAUAGAAUCACUCGUCGAGAGAAUCAACCCUCCCAGUGUUUGUGUAGACAACGACUCAGACCCUGAUUGUACACUUGUUAAGGUAGAUAGCGCGAAUAAGUACGGGAUAUUACUGGACAUGGUCCAGGUUUUGGCUGAUCUCGAUCUCGUUAUCUCCAAAUCUUACAUCUCAUCUGAUGGUGACUGGUUCAUGGAUGUGUUUCACGUGACGGACCAACUUGGGAAUAAGCUCACAGACCGAAGCCUGAUUCUCUACAUUCAGCAGGCAAUAUGUUAUAGUCGAAAGGGAGGUAUCACAAAAGAGAUGCAGAGUAAUCUAAAACGUGAAGUACAGCAGCGCCACGUGUCAACAGAACACACUGCGUUUGAGAUAACUGGAAUCGACAGACCGGGUUUACUGUCCGAGAUUGCCGCCGUACUUUCCGACAUUGGAUGUCAUGUGACUGCAGCUGUUGCAUGGACCCACCACGAGCGAGCGGCGAUGGUUAUUUAUCUAGAAGACGGGUUUAACGGAGGGCCCAUUAUCGACCCAAUAAGAAAGGCCCAGGUGAAGGAUCAUCUGGAUAUAGUCAUGGAGGCCCAUCAAAGAGUAGGCGAUGAGUCUCGUGUCGUCGUGAGUGUGGUCGAGGCUAAAGGAGCUCCGGUCGGAUGGGCCCACACUGAGCGACGGCUUCACGAGCUGAUGUACGCUGAGGGAGACUACGAGCAUUGCUUUGGCUGUGACUGUUGCAGUGGAGACAGGUGUGAUGCGUUGCGGAGAGGAAGAUGCGAGAGGAUACACGUGGCGAUCGAAGCAUGCAAUGGUUAUUCAAUGGUGAGCGUUAAGUGUAGAGACAGACCAAAACUAUUGUUCGACACGGUAUGCGCGUUAAAGGAGUUACAGUUCGUUGUGUUUCACGCCGUCGCCGGAGCUAGAGGCUCAACGGCGGAGCAAGAGUAUUUCAUAAGGAAGAAGAACGGGUGCACGUUAGAGACGGAAGGGCAAAGAGAGAGGCUAAGGCAUUGUUUGGUAGCUGCGAUAUCGAGACGCGCUUCGCGCGGUUUCAAAUUUGAGGUUCGGACAAAGAACAAGAUGGGGUUGUUGUCGGAUGUGACGAGAGCUGUGAGAGAAAACGGGUUGUCGAUAACGAGGGCGGAGAUGAGUACUCAAGGUGAGAAUGCGGUUGGGUCGUUUUAUGUUGCGGGUGUGAACGGUGGUGAGAAGGAUGCGAAUGCGGUUGAAGCGGUUGUAAGAGAAUUGGGUGGAGUGGUUGUGUCGGCGGUUAAGAUGGUUGGGAUGGUGUCGUCGAGGUUGGGUUCGUCGAGUGAUGUGGAGGAGCAAAACAGAGCUAGGUCGUCGAUUGGGAGAAUGUUUUGGUCGAAGUUGGAGAGGUUGUCGACGUCGAUCAGAUCCUUGUGAAGUGUCUAGUUGAAUUUCUCUUUCUUUGUUGGCGGGUCGUUGUGGUGAUUAUCAUUGUAAAUAUAGCUGAACUAUGAACUAGGAAUGUGUUUUCCUGAAUGAAAUGUAAUUAAAAAGGGAUGAUUGGCUUUAGAUUUGACAUACAUAUCACAUAAUGAAGUGGAUUUUAUUCAACGAAAACUGUAACAAUUGGCUCG
This is a messenger RNA of Eruca vesicaria subsp. sativa (arugula), 1838 nucleotides long. The record is from the annotation of a GenBank genome assembly. Lineage: Eukaryota; Viridiplantae; Streptophyta; Magnoliopsida; Brassicales; Brassicaceae.